UUUUCCCUACCACUCUACCAGCGACUUCUUUAUGAAACCCCAAUUGACAACCUUUUCCUUCUUUCUCUUCAUCAUCAACAAUGUUAUCAUCUCUUCGCCGUUCAGUAUUUCACUUCAAUGGAGGUAAUAGUAAUUCAAUAACUCUCUCUUAUUAGGUUAAGGAGAUCUAUUUUUAUUCACAACAUCCAUUCUUCAUCUUCUUCGUUUGUAGUGAAUUACUUAAUCAAUUCAUGUGGAUUAUCUGAGGUUGAAGCUACUGCUGCUUCUAAAACUGUCAAUUUCAAUACUUCAACAAACCCAGAUUCUAACUCUACUUGAAAACAACGGAUUUACUAAACCUCACAUUUCCAGAACAAUUUCUAAGUUUCCCUCAAUACUUUUAUGCAAUCCUCAGAAAACCCUUGAACCAAAAUUCGAUUUUUUCAAAUCUAAAGGGUUUUUUUUUCUGGAAUUGAACUUGCCAAGUUCUUCUCUAGCAACCCAACUAUCCUUGACAGUAGCUUACAAGACAGAAUAGCCCCUUGCUGUGAUACCCUUAAGAACAUUUUUGAUGAUGACAAGAAUGUAGUUGACAUUAUCAAACGCCAUUCUUGGCUUCUCACUGAAAUUUUUUCUAUAAAAGAUAUGAUGGUGAAUAUUGGGAUUUUGAGAGAUGAAGGCGUCCCUCAACCCGAUGUUAUUAAGUUACUUAUCAAACAACCAAGUGCACUUACGAUUAGCACCAGUAAAUUUAAGGAGGUUGUACAAGAGAUUAAGAUUAUGGGUUUUCAUCCUUCAAAACCUAUAUUUCUUACUUGUCUCGAGGGAUUGACAUCCAUGAGCAAAGCCACCUGGGAAGCAAAAGUGAAUGUGUACAAGAAAUGGGGUUGGUCAGAAGACGAAAUUCAAAGUGCAUUUGAGAAGCAUCCUCAGUGUAUGAUCCAAUCCGAGAAGAAGACAAUGUCCACAAUGGAUUACCUGGUGAAUGAGAUGGGUUAUGUUGCAUCACUUAUUGCUAAAUGUCCACGGAUUCUUACUUAUAGCUUGGAGAAGAGGAUUAUGCCUAGAUGUGUUGUUAUUCAGCUUCUUGUUUCCCGGGGACAGAUUAAGAAACCUGCCUUAAGUGCAAUAUUAACAAUCUGUGAGAAUGCUUUCUUGAAGAAGUAUGUGAACAAGUAUGAGGCAAAAGUUCCAAAACUAUUGAAGUUGGGAAUGUAGGAUCUGGUCGCCAUUAAGGUAAAGUGGAAAAAGAGUGGAUUCAUGACUAUAUUAUUUGCAUAUUGAAUUUUGUG
Molecule: messenger RNA, 1271 nt
Organism: Papaver somniferum (opium poppy)
Lineage: Eukaryota; Viridiplantae; Streptophyta; Magnoliopsida; Ranunculales; Papaveraceae
Exons: 2
Coding region: 625-1197 (190 amino acids)
Biological process (GO): chloroplast organization; regulation of DNA-templated transcription
Cellular component (GO): chloroplast
Molecular function (GO): double-stranded DNA binding
Source: RefSeq, a predicted model, not a curated record